ACGAAACAUACUGAAGAGGAAUCCGCCGUAAACAAGCGUAUUCAUUAGAUUUCACAUUGCCUGAUAUAAGUUUGAACUGUUGAGGGGAGAGAUACACAGAUUUGGGAACGAUUUAGGAAUUUACGGAGAAUGGCUGCGACACGUUAUUUAUUUUUCGCCUUUGUUUGUUUGAUACUGUUUGGUUACAGUCAGGAAAAUGUAGACGAUGACAUUCGCGGUUUACCAAUGGACCAACUUAUACAAAAUGCAGCACAAAGUAGUCAAACCAUGGACUAUGCACAACCAGAUGACACCAUCCUAGUAGAACUCGACAUGAAGUACAGAAAGGCUGACUGGGAACAAAUACAAAGAUAUCGUUUAGAUCAGCGCUUUGCAAGUGACGAUGAUCGCUCCCGACUCCGCCGAUACAAGCGAAAGGCUGUCCGCAAUAAGAGAUGGGCAAAUAAUGAAAUUCCGUACGCCAUCUCAAAUAUAUUCUCAUCAGAUGACCUAGCCACUGUCAUGGCGUCUAUGAGCGAAUACCAUAAACACACAUGUCUACGAUUCCGUCAAGCUACAUCACGGGACACUCACAAGAUCGUCAUACAAAAUGGCGGCGGCUGUUCGUCAUACGUCGGUAAUGUUGGUGGAACUCAAGGAGUAUAUUUGGCACCAGCGUGCAGAAAGAAAGGCGUGAUUAUUCAUGAACUUGGACACGCAAUUGGGUUCCAACACGAACAAACCCGACCCGACCGUAAUAACUACGUCACCGUGGUCGAAGAGAACAUCCCUGAGCGUUACAGAAGGAAUUUCCAACGUUUUGGCGAUGAAGUUGUUGACAGUUUGAAUGUGGAGUAUGAUUAUAACAGUGUGAUGCAUUAUGGAGGGAGGACAUUCUCCAACAAUGGUAAAGAGACUAUCAUAACUAGGGACCCCAAGUACCAGAACGUGAUUGGGCAAAGGAUGGGCCUGAGCUUCCGCGAUAUAAAGCUGGCUAACCUGAUGUACUCGUGUAACUCCCAUUGUCCCACAAAGAUAAAAUGUCCUGGCGAAGGAUUCCAAGGCAAGAACUGUAAAUGUUGGUGUCCUGGGACUGUUGAAAAUCCUGUUAAGUCAUGCAGCGAAGCAGGUAGAAGCAUACCAAUAGCUAAAGCAGACUGUAAAGACAACCACGAGGGCUGUGCGUACUACAAAGGCCAAGGGUUCUGCCGCACAGGUAGUCCUUAUAUAUCGUCAAUGAAGAUCUAUUGCCAGAAAACCUGUGGGUUUUGUGAAGACGCAGAUGUCGAAAAGAAUUGCCGUCUUCCUCACAUUGAGAACAGCCGAAUCAGAAAGCAACUAACAUUCAUCAAGGACUUAUGGGCCGAGUUUCAACCCGGAGACGAGAUUGAUAUAGGUUGUGGACAAGGUUACACAAGAUGGGGUGAGAGGUAUCUUAAGUGUAGAAGUGAUGGAACUUGGGACUCGACGACACCUGUGUGCGCGCCAAUCAUGGCUUUUAGGAGCUGUGCCCUUCCUCUCAUAGAAAACGGACGCUACGCAGACAUCACCGCAGAAGCCCAGGACAGUGACUAUGGGGACUACGGUGACUAUACGUACGGGGAUGACAACGGUCUCGCUUCUGAUGAGAUACGAGAGGUCCCAGUUGGAGGUCGCUUGAAAGUUGAAUGUGACGCAGGCUUCAGGGUUAGCGGGUAUGCAACUGUAGUGUGCAAAGACGAUGGGCAGCUGACGAAACCUCCACUCUGUAUAGAUGAUAAUCCAUGCAAGGAUCGUAACACAAACUGCGGCGGAUGGGCGCGGCACGGCCAGUGCAGGGUCAAUCCGGGCUACAUGCUUGAGUACUGCAAGAAGUCUUGUAACAGUUGCAGAAAGACGGGCUAAGGUCGAUAAUGGAAUCUUUCAUCAAUGGCGAACAUUUGAUUUUUGAUAUCAUACCGAAUCAGGUGAAAUAUUGGGCCGGGGGCUAUCAACAGUAUGGGUGUACCCCCCCCCCCCCCCCCGCCCUCAAUCAUAAAUGAAGCGGACAGUAUUAAGUGUAAAUUACACAUUGCUAAGGCAUCAUGGAUUAGGUUAUUUCAUACUGAUAUCGCGAUAUUGCGUGGUUUGUUGUUUAGUUUUGUUUCGAAAUAUCUUUUGUCGCUAAGAGAGAAACUUAAUAUCAAUCAACCACCAUUCUACAGGGUGUAUAUGGGAAUGCAUUUAAUCAUUUUGUCUGUGUCAUGAUUAAAUGAAACAUUACUACUGUUGUAAACUUGUACAUAACAUAAUUCACGAUAUAAAUAAAUUCAUUCGAUGUA
Messenger RNA from Lineus longissimus, 2279 nucleotides. Its product is annotated as zinc metalloproteinase nas-8-like. Gene Ontology annotation, biological process: proteolysis. Gene Ontology annotation, molecular function: zinc ion binding; metalloendopeptidase activity. The record is from RefSeq and is a predicted model, not a curated record. Bases 130 to 1863 code for a protein of 577 amino acids. Lineage: Eukaryota; Metazoa; Nemertea; Pilidiophora; Heteronemertea; Lineidae. The transcript has 12 exons.